Molecule: messenger RNA, 8630 nt
Organism: Podarcis lilfordi (Lilford's wall lizard)
Lineage: Eukaryota; Metazoa; Chordata; Lepidosauria; Squamata; Lacertidae
Source: the annotation of a GenBank genome assembly
AUGGCUGACAUGAGAAGGCCAAUCUUUGCCCACAUAUGGGAGGAGGAAGAAUGUCUAGAGUACUAUGGGAUGAUUUCCCUGCAUCGAAUGUUUGAGGUCAUUGGUUCCCAGCUUACAGAGAAUGACAUGGAUGCACUCUCUUUCCUUCUGGAUGAGACACAGCCUUGGACUCACCCGUUGGAUCCUGCCCUUUGGGCUGUGGCAGCAGCAGAAGAGAGUGGUUCUGAGACUACCUCCCCUGUGCUGGAGAGCUGGAAGAGGAAAAAUCAAUGGCGAUGUAGCUUGGGCAAGACUGAUGGUAGUCUUGAAGUUGCUGCUCAGAGGCAACUGCCCAAGAAUGGUGUACAACUGCUCCUGGAGCUAGAAAGGAGGGGCAAAUGUGAUGAAACCAACUUCGUGCAGCUUCUGCAGCUCCUGAGAGUACUGACAAGGCAUGAUCUGCUGCCAUAUGUCACUAUGAAAAGGCAGCGUACAGGUACUGAGCCAGAAAAGUAGAGAGCAAGUGGGUAGUAUCUGUUUUCUGAGCAUAGAUCGGUUGAAAUUAGUGGACCCAAGUCACUCAUUUCAGUGAAUAUACUCUGAGAAAGACUAACAUUGUAUACAAGCCAGUGUCAUUAACUUUGACUUCCUGGCUGAAUUGAGUGAAAUAGUUCCUUCUUGAAUGAAUAUUAUCCUUGAAUGAACAUUAUCCUAGCUUCCAACUCAGCUUUCUGGCCAGAAUUUUAGCAAUAGAAAGAUAGGGGGGUGGAUAUCUUUAUGGUAUUAUGUCUGCUAUUGCUUAGCUCAGAAUAUUCUGAUUCUAGGCACUUAUGAACUGAUUUGACAGGUUUGAUGUUGCUUUUAGAACUGUUUUUCCCAGUUGACAUAGUGUCUACCUUUUGAUGUUUUUUUUUAAAAAAAAAACAUAGUUUCUCCUGAGAGAUACACCUAUGGACCAUCUGUCCUUUCAUCUGACCGGCAGAUGGACAACUGUCUCAAUUCAGCCUCUGCAGAGCCUCGAAAUGAUCAGUGGGAGACAGGUGUGUGAGUUGUACAGCUUGCGGGGGUGGCGGGGAGGUGUAUGGUUUCAUCCCUUUUGUGUAGUAAAUAUACAAUGCCAUCAGUUUUUACGUAGCUGUUUUAUGUCUUGUCUGCUACAAUUGUGGAUACAUUUUUACUAGAUUAUAACUUCUCCUUGAUGAAAGGCAGCAAUUUAAAUAGUUUGCAUUUGAUAUCAGAUUAUUUGGAGGAGGGGGUUUGGAGCAGUAGCUUUUCUUACCAGGCUUUGGUGUAAAUAAUUGCCUAUGCCCGGCUUUUUCUCUCUAGGCUCCAAUACGAGCAAAAGGAAGCGAGUAAGCAGAGGCCGGUCAAAGUCUACUUCCCGCAGGCGGCGGGGAGCUAAAUCAACUAAUGCUCCAAUGCAGGAGGUCCAAACUCCCACAAAAGUCACCUGUGGUAGGUGUCAGCCUUGCAUGUGCUUUUUUUCCGGGGGCGCCCUUGAUUUGAACAAAGUAUUUUUAUAAUGCCAUGAAACCAUUCUAAAAUGCUCAUUAGCAGCUUGGUUUCUGUUAAGGGUCUGAUCAGUGAUUCAUUUUCUCUCUGGCUGGAACCAAAUGGGGAAAAGGUUGGGGGGAGGAAAAUAUAUAUAUGUAGCUGCAGCGCUGUCAGUUUUCUUCUAUGUCAGUGAACUUGAGUUUUGGCUUGCACUAUUAAUUUCUGUACAAAUCUGGCAAUAGGACUUCAUUCCAGUGCAGUUGGGGAAUGGAAGCUUUGGCCCCCUCUUUGGGGUGAGGGUGGGAAGGUUCUAACCCACUCCUUGUUAUGUUGUCUUCAAUUCCCAGGGUGAUCUGUUCGGUACCUAUUUUAUUGAUAGUGCUCCAGAAGGUCCAGCUCUAUUUAUUUACUACUUCAAUUACAUACCCUGCCUUUCAGGCAGAAUUUUCUGAGAGCAGCAUAAGACCAAAAAGAAAGCUUUAUAAAUGAGGAAAGGAUGCCUUCAGACUACUAAUCCCUUGGCACCAGUUGCUGGGAGGGAUGUGGAGGCUGUUAAUGUCAGUACACCAUUACAUGUGAUAUGCUGGUUUUGGAAAGAGACUGGUUUAGCUACUCUGAUGUUAUUUUUUGUAAUAACAAAACACAUCAUGCCCUAUAACAUGAGGUAGUUUCAUUCAUGGUAGUUGCCAUUUUUCUGCUUCAGUCAUCUCCAAUUAAAAAUAAAUUCAACUUUUGUUGAAACUAUAUAUUUCCAAUUAAUUCAGUGAAUUCUUCAGAACAAUGAGGUUCUGGAGAUUUUUGAUGUGUGGCACAUAAUUUUGUAUAGAAUAACAUAAAACUAUUUUGAGGAUUAUGAAGCUAGUUAUCUUCAGAAAGUACGAUUCCUGAUCAAGGGAGUAGUAAUGAGUGCCACAGCUCCGGCACUGAAUAGUAUUAAGAGGUGGUCAAGCUUAUGAAUGACUUGUCCACAUUCUUAAGUUGUUUUCAAAAUUGUACAUGCUCACCAGUAACAUAUAGCUGUAAUAUUUCCUGGAGAGCCUUGUAGUACAUCUUUCUGUUAGACUCAUCUGUUGAGUUUGCAUGUUUAUUUUAUAGCACACUAUACUACGCACUGGUUCUGUAUCUGACUUUCGAAAGGGGUUAAUUCUCCUGACUUGGUCUGUAAUACCAACCCAUCAAACUGGAUUUUUCUUAAAUCCCAGUUGCCUCUGAAUUCAUAUUAAAACUCAGUUAAGUGAAUUAUAUCCAAAUGAUUUUCAGUUCAGCGUUGAAUGUCUAUUUCUAACGCCAGCAUAUACCCUUUUCUAACUUAGAGCUUCAGAUACAUGUUGCUAUACGGAGAGAUGUUCUGUAUAGGGAAACUGUGAAACAUCGAUUUGACAACACACCCACAGUGUUUACAGUUUUCUUACCCAGAAAUGCAUUGUGUUGCACGUAACAUUUGAAGCUGCUCUCACUCAGCAGGUGGGUGCUAGGGGCUGGUGUAGGAUCCCUACAUAGCUCAAUGUGCUAUUGUCUUUGUGUCAGUGCAAUGCAAAUGAAACAAAAGCGAAUGCACAAAAACACCUGUCUUACCAUCUGACCAAUUUACAGGCAAUGGGUUCUAACGAAGAAGGUUCAAAAAUAAUACAAUGAGUGUCAAAACUGCAACUUCAAGGUGCAGCUAUAAGGCUUCUGCCGGGUAGGUGCAAGGAUCAAACUGUAAGCUCCAUUCAACACUAGAUUGUUGCCUGUAUACUUGAUGAUGUUGCCUUGCUUCACUGGGGCAGAGCUUGACCCUUGUUUUCCAGGCAGCUGCUUCUGAAAUAAGCUCUGCAUUUUAUAACCCUUCUGAAUUACACACCUAAGCUUGGGAGUUUGAAACUGAUCUCCUUUUCCAGUUUGCAACCUCCUGAGCUAUUUCAGCCUGCAGAAGCUAGAGCUUAGUUACUGAAAAAGAGCAUACAAACCCCCAAAUGAUCUCUUUUUUUGUUGCUGCUUGAUUUCUGCCAAUUCUUUCUCAAUCCACCAUUUAAAUUCCAGGUUACUAAGCAAAAGUUGAUGAUAAAGAGACUCUGUCUCUCUUGUGCACUCCUCUCACAGAAUGGUCUCGCAAAGGUAAAUGAAUCCAUGCACCCAGAUUUCCACCAGUUCUAUGUGAAAGCAAAUCUGUGUUUAAAUGUGUGCUGAGUUACCUAUUUCCAGAGGAACAACAGGCAGCCCACCCUGCAUGCCAGCCUCUCAAGCAGCCAAUUUGUAAAGGCAUGUUGGCUAUUCUCAUGGUCAGUGGGGACAAGGCUGCAUUGGCAGCCCUGGGAUUGUAAUCGUGUACAGAGCCACUCAAAACUGGCACUGUAGGGGGCAUAUGCUGCAAACCUCCAGCAGAGUGAUAUAAACAGGCUGGGGGUAUUAAAGCUAUGAGGACUGUGCCUCUUGUGGGACAGUCAUCAGCUGAUGUCUCAAGUGCCAGUCAAUUAAAGGUUUUGCUCUACUAUAUAGAAAAGCAAAUAGCUCCCAUAUCACGUGAUCCCUUAGUUAUGUUAAUAGCUACUGCUGCAGAUAUCAGGCCAUUGUGAGCUGCUAUGGAAUCGUCCUGGGCUCCUAUUAAUCCUUUUUCCUUAGGGCAUAAACAUUCCCUUAACUACUUUACCUGUCCUCCAGAUGCUUCCAUCAGUUUUCUUGGACAGUUUUUCCUCUGGCUGGUCAACAUUUAUCAUUGAUGGAUGAACUGCUAACAAUUAAUAGUUCUAAAAUCUUCCACACUUCUCACUUCAAAAUCCACUUGCAUUGCUUGGUUAUUUCUCUCAUGAUAAAUCUGUCAGCACAAUGAAUGUUAACCUGCAUUGAUACAUGUGCCAUUUGGUGGUUGUCAAGAAUAAGCAAGAACAUGCACCCUGUGUCCUUGCAGUGAGAAUUCCCAUGUUGUGUCUGGUAUCUGCAGCAGUUGCUCUUUAUCAACUUACCUAGAAGUGAGGCCAGGGUUUUCACACCAUUUUGUGUUCUUUUGCCAUAUUGAAUCUCAGAAUGAUUUCUUGAUGUUGCCAUGUGCUAAAAGUCUUGAACCAUGUUUCUCUCGGUCCACAGUUGAAAUUCAUCCCUGGAAAAGCAUAAGUAUUGGCCCAGGCAAGCGGGCCAAGUACCAGACAGUGGCAAAAAUACCCAGACAAACUAAAAAAAGCAAAAACUUAAGUGUGGCCCUCAUGAUUAUUUCAGCUGCCUCUUCACCGCUUCUCCUAUGUUAGAAGCGACCUGCAUCUGGACCCUGCAGCGCUCUUGUUAAACAAGCUGUGAGGGACACUGCCUUGGACUCUGGGACUUGUUGCCUUCUGCACAAUGGAGGCAUUUUUGCGCGGUUAACAUUGUCUGUAAUGGGUUUUGCUGGCCUGUAAAUAUGUGUGUCAAAGGUGGGUGGGGUAAUGUAGUAUAUGGAAUUGAAUUGAAUUGGUACUCUAUGCUGUUCCCAGUUCUUUUCUGGAAAACUGAUAACUUGAGUUUUCUAAUUCUAAUGCUGAACACACACUAAAGGGUUGCAUGGAUGAUGAGGUGACAGGCCUCAAUCUCUGAAACCAUCCUACUUUAGUGGUAAUUAACUUGGAGGCUUCUUCACUCUUGUUACUGUGAUUCAAACUUGGGAAAAGACAUUGGCAGAAGCCUCUACAGUAUGUGGCUCAGUGGCGUGUUUUGAAGCUGUCUAUACUUCCAAACAGAAACCACAGUGGGAUUAUUUCACUGGGACUGGGGCCUGAAAGUGGAGGGUUGGGUGGGUACCAUGUUGUUUGUGCUGCCUCAGUUGGUUUCAUUAUUGCCUAUAUAGGUCAAGUGUCUAAUUAGAUGCAGCUGCUCAGGGCUUGCAUUACUACUGGCUGAGCAUGGCCAUGGAACAAUUAACCACCUUGUACAACUGAGUUGUGCAGAAACCCUCUCCCCACAGCCUUGCAGUUGAUGUGCAUCCUGCUUGUUUUGAAAUAAAAGCUGUGGGUCCCCCCCCCCCCGUGGUCAAUAAUUUGAGGCUUUUAUCCUGUCCUGGGGGAGGAAGAGCCCUCCAGGCACUUAAGUGAGACAUAACUGACGCAAGAGGUGCCAGUAUGUUGAUGCCAACUCUGACAGCUGCUAUCAUUCUUACUUCAGAGAACUGUUUAUAUUGGAAAGUGGGUGGGAUGGGUAUUUAGAUGAAAUCGUAUGCCAAACCAUGGGUGCAAAAGUUGUAUAUCUUAAGCUGAGUACAGUACCAAUAAAAUGAAACCUCUCAGUUACUCUGCAUAUAGCAUAUUGGGUGGGAGCUUGUGGUUGGAAUGUGAGAAAGGUUUCCAGUGGGUCCUACAGCUGAGCUCUUAAUGUGCUGCCUUAUCAAGGCAAAGCAGUUGCUGGUGUACAAUGUAAAGAGAAGUUGUGGACAUCUGUUCCUUACUCAAGUUUUACAGUACAUUGUUUAUUUUGGGGUGGAAAUGGCACUGCUCUUAGUAUAAGCUCUAGGCUUUCUUACAUGGACAAUUGUCAAAUUCAAUUUGUUGCACAGCUCUGCUGUUGCCCAUCUGGAAAGAGGGGUUCUAAUUGUCAUGCUGGUUGAAAGCUAGCAACCGGCUACCAAAAAGCUGCCUUGUAGCUAACUCGUAUGGGUGGGUGUGGGCUCCAGGCCGUACAAAGUUGCUGGUAAAGGGCUGUGACUGCACUUUGAGUUAAUGCUUCUACAGGUGAUGACCACAAGACACAGAGAAAUUAAAGCUGACGGCCUUGUUGAGCGUAUGUAAUACAUCACCUGCCUCAUUUUUUAAAACAUAUCCUACUCUGUAUUUGUUCCAUUUCUCCCUCCCUCUUGAACCUUUUAAAUUUUUGGCUACAAUGCUGAUAAUACUUUGGGCAACUGAACAAAACACAAACCUGCCCAAUGUCCAUAGUUACAGCUGAACUUCAGUAAUUGCUGGGGCAUCUAGAGCAUGGUAGUACACGUCUGUUGCAUCAAGUCACUCACGAGAUGGCUAGAUCUUAAUUAGCUAAAAUUUCAAGUUUUUCCUGCCAAAGUGUCCAGCUGGCUGUCAGUAGUUAGCUUUAGUUCAGGAUCUCCCCAAGUCGUUUCCCUUCCAAGUCAAGAAUGGCUCAUAGCCCUUAAUAAAGGAGUGGUCCGGUUUGAUAAUGCCGUCCCGUAACAACAAGCUAUAUUAACUUGGAAAAAUUAUUUCCAAGAUUUUGGAUUGAAAAUGGCGGGAAGCCUUUUGAAGAAUUUGCUGUUGUGGAUGACUUUUCAGGAUUGGUGCAGAUAGCUCAACAGGAAUGAUUUAGUGGGGGGGCAGUACUAGAGUAAUGUUUCUGGGGUGAGAAUUGAGAUGUUUUUAGUAAGUGAUUAUUGGAGUUCAGCUGUAACUUUGUGCCAAAGGUAGACUUCAAAAACGAGAGUGAACACCCCUUGCUGGGACUGACCAUCUUAAGGAACCUGAACUCUUCAGGAGUCUUAGGUGGCCUGCAUCUUCAGCUUGGUUGGUAUUGAUGUUCAGCACCUGCUCAUGGCUGUUGAACAGCCCAACCCUGGAAUACUGUUGCAUGACCGUGUGUUUGUCUGCGUGCUCUGUUUGCGACCUCCAGCUCUAAUGCCACUCUUUUUCUUCCUUUCCCCUCCCUCCCUUCCUCUCUCUCUCUCUCUCUCUCUCUCUCUCUCUGUCUCCUGUGUGUCUUGCUCAGACAUCCGGCUCCGUGUUCGUGCAGAAUACUGUGAGCAUGACCCUGUCUUGCGUCAGAAUGUGAUGUCAAACAAGCAGAACCAUCUGGAGCGGCAGUUUGAUGUCUUUGGGCAGUCCAACACCAUCCUCAAAUCCCGUGACCUGGGCUCAAUAAUCUGUGACAUCAAGUUCUCAGAGCUGUCCUACCUUGAUGCCUUCUGGAGCGACUAUAUGAACGGCUCACUGCUAGAGGCACUGAAAGGGGUUUUCAUCACAGACUCUCUCAAAGAGGCCGUGGGCCAGGAGGCUAUCCGACUGCUGGUCAAUGUGGAUGAAGAUGAUUAUGAGGAGGGUCGCCGUCUGUUACUGGAAAGCGUUAUUCCCCAGGCCUGGUAACUUUAGCUACUAGGAAAUUUAGGUAUGUUCCCUCCACUAGUAUCUGUCGUCUUCACACUCUCUGAAAACUUAGCAUUUCCCCCUACUUGUCAGCUGUCAUCUUGCUCCAUUGGCUCAGCAAGAAGAUUAAUUUUGCAAGUGGCGUUAGGGGCUUUUUGUCUGGGUGCUGGAUGACAUGAGAUGUCCAGUGCUUCAAUAAAUUUAAGGAAGAGACUAGCUCAAGGCAGUUGAACAGUUAUAUUUCCAAACUACAAAACCAAAAUAGAGUUACAUCCUGUAAUUAUUAACAGAAGGUAAUGUGUUUAGCAUAUUUUCUCCAUCUGUAAGUAAGCAUGUAUGUAGGAAACUUUCUGUAUACUUCACCAUAUUGAAGUUUUGGGGAAAGGUCCCUGAUUUGCAUAUAAAAUAAAAUGUGUGUGUGUGUACACACACACACAUAUACAUAUAAAUGUAAAAAUCAAAUAGUUUAGCUUUGCUUUUAACUAAUAAGCCAAUUUUUCUGCCAGGACAAUUUCAGAUGUUCUGCAGUUGAACUAUUUUCGCAAGUGAUACUGAAUUACACUGCAACAAUAUGUGUUUGUCCUAAUUUUGAGACUUGUUCAGUUUCCCAGAACCUGCUAAGGUCUUCUAUUGACUGAUUGGUGCAGGAUAGGGUGGGAAGCCUGGGGCCCUCUAGAUGUUGCUGGACUGAACCUCUCAUCUUCCUCCCUGACCUUUGGCCAUCCUGGCUGGGACUGAUGGAAGUCCAACAACAUUUGGAGUGCCACAGGCUUGCCACCACUGAUAUAAGGGCUAGCUCCAUUGCUGCUCUUUUUCAGCAAGACUUGGGUCCUCCAUAUAUAUUUUAUUUAAACAUUUUUGACAGAAAUUAAAAUUGUGAAAGUUGAGAUUGGUUUUCUUAAAGCCCUCUAACCAGAAAAAAAUAACCAAAAUAGAAGAGUAUCAGUAGCAUAAAUCCCACAGAUGUCAGCAAAUGAACAGAGUCCCAAAGGAUCUCUGGGGGUUGGGUGGGGGACCAGCCCUCCUGGUGCCUGGAUGACAACAUAAAUGCGUAAGGAGUUGGCAUCCAUCCUGGUUUUCACUCUCAAUCUUUUUCUUCUCCUCACAGGGCACUUCAUUUUUACUCCCUGA